UCUCUUCUCUUAGACCUGUUCUCCCCGGACUGAUCUGAGCAGUUUAACUGAACCACCAUCAAGAAAAUGGCUUUCCAAACCUACAGCUUGUUUGUUCUGUCUGUCAUCCUGGUUUCUUUUGGGCAUGUUGAAAAUGCACUGAAUCUUCUUAAACUUCAAAAUGAUAUAGACAAACUGAAAACUGAUUUUAACUCAAGUAGUUCUGAUGUAGCUGAUGGUGGACCUAUUUUUACGGAGAAGCUGUCAAACUGGACAGAGAGAAAUGAAAAAAGGAUCAUCCUGAGUGAGAUUGUUUCCAUGUACUUGAAAAUGUUUGAAAAUGCUGACAAGUCAAAGGAAUAUGUUAGGAACAUAGAUGAGGAGCUCCGUACUCUGAAAGAAAGCCUUUCUGAUGGCUCAAAUAAGAUGGAAUAUCUCAAGAACCUGACAAAACUUCAGAUGACUGACUUGAAAAUUCAGCGCAAGGCUGUGAAUGAGCUGUUCAUCGUCUUAAAGAAACUGGGGGAAACCUCAAGUUCUCACAAAAGAAAAAGAAGCCAGUUUCAGAGGCUGUGCAAAUGCUAAUGCCAUCUUAUGAUCUUCUGUACUGAGUUACUGUGCAAAUCUUGCUGAGACAAGAUUUUUUUAUUUC
This is a messenger RNA of Sturnus vulgaris (Common starling), 631 nucleotides long. RefSeq names its product interferon gamma (gene IFNG). Gene Ontology annotation, biological process: humoral immune response; adaptive immune response. Gene Ontology annotation, molecular function: cytokine activity; type II interferon receptor binding. Gene Ontology annotation, cellular component: extracellular region. The record is from RefSeq and is a predicted model, not a curated record. NCBI's taxonomy places the organism in Eukaryota, Metazoa, Chordata, Aves, Passeriformes, Sturnidae.